Lepisosteus oculatus (spotted gar) is the source of this 2240-nucleotide messenger RNA. Its product is annotated as platelet-derived growth factor receptor alpha-like. The record is from RefSeq and is a predicted model, not a curated record. Lineage: Eukaryota; Metazoa; Chordata; Actinopteri; Semionotiformes; Lepisosteidae.
AUUCGUACUGUAUUUGUAUUUGUUGUGCACUGUGGUGUUGCCAUGUUAUUUUGAACCCAUCUCACAUGCUCAGAAACCAUCAAUUUAAUUACAGCAAAGGAACUGCGUAAGACUGACUAAAAUCUGGCCACUGACUGAUAUACAUUUGUUGUGGGCUCAUGUCAAAAGUGCACAAUCGGGUAAAUGAUAGAGAGAAGAGAAGCAGUAGAUACAGUAACUUGGUAAAAGCUGCAAAAUGUUUGCAUUCUGUAAAUUAAUGGACACAUCUAUUACUAGAAAUAAUUUGUCAAUACUUUGUCAGGAUUAGUUUUCUUAUAUGUAAGCUAUUUCAAAUUCAAAAACGUUUUAAGUCAUAAAUUAUAUAGACUUUUUUAAACAAAAUACAUUGGUUUUGAAGCCUACCAUUGUAAUAUUUUUUUUUCAAAAAUGAAAAUGUGGCUUCUCUUGCUUUGUAAUUUAGUCAGGAAUGAGUGUAAUGCUUUAUUAUUUUGGGUGGCACUGUUGCUGUACAUGGUGUGAUACUGUAGGGUUCCAGAAGUUAUGUUCCUAUAGCUUGUUUGCUGAGUUGGUUUAAAAAAACGUAGUACGUGAGCUUAUGGGUUUAUUAAAUACAUAUCAAACUCUUAUGAGAAGCACUAUUUGUACUUUUAGGUUCCUAUAGUGGUAUAAAUAACAAAGUAUCACUUCUUUGUAAAUCAGCAGCAAUGGAGCACUGAUAGUCUGUGGUUUUUUAAAGAAUGUCAAUAACUACAGUUCUCACCACAUACGUAGCAGAGCUCUGUUUCAUUUCACCUUCCUUGGCUUUUAUGAUGGUACCGUAUCGUCCUCUUUUGCUAGUCUGGAAUAUAUUGUCCUUUUUUUAUGCAAACAGCAGUGAAGAAACAUUGGUUUUUGGAAAAGUUGGAGAGUCAGUAGCCCUUCCCUUUGGGUCAGAGAUCAGGGAGUAUUCUGAUGUGAAGCUGACAAAAGGCAAUAAUUUUGUUUUCAAACAUAAAAAUGAAAAGAGUUCUUUCGGUUCAAGCUACAAAAACCGAACGACAUUCAAUGAAAAUGGGACAAUCGUUCUGGAGAGAACUGUGAUAGGUGAUGCAGGAGAGUAUAAGCUGCAGGCUUACAAAAAUGGGAAACUGGUGUACAAUGCCAGUGUCCAUUUAAUCAUUCAGUGUGUAACAGAAUUACCUUUUGUUUAUGGAGAUUUGGGAUUUUCAGUAACCCUCUUCGAUGGAAAUGUGGAUUUUCAAAAUAUUUCUAAUGCAAAGUGGAAAAAAGGAGACACUCUGGUGGCUCAAUUUGUGCAUUACCACCCUCAGUAUAAUGGAGAGUUCCAACAUGGAACAGAAGUCUUCCAAAAUGGGACCCUGAAAAUGCAGCACGCUGAGGAAAACGAUGCUGGAAAUUACACUCUGGAAGUUUCUAAUGGAGAUAUCCUUCAUAAAUGGACAACACAGUUAUUCGUAAUUGUACACAGGCCUGUAAUAGAGCACACGUGUAUACCUGGUGGUGAAGCUGAGUUCAGAUGCUCUGUAAAAAGCAAUGCAGACCCUUUUAUUGAAUGGACUCUGAAUGGAAGCCCACUUGAAAAUAGAAGCGGAAACCAGACUGUAGUUUUAGGUCAUUUUCAUGGGCAAUUAGUCUGUGCUGUAAAACACUACAGUAGCAUAAGUCAGAGUGAUUCUGUCUCAUUUCCUUGUGUAGAUCAGAAAUGGGGAUUGUUACUCUUUGUUCCCAUUGGCAUUUCGCUGCUGAUAAUAUUCAGUUUAGCUGGAUACUGCCUGGCAAAAAAAUGUCCAUGUCGUCAACAAGAUUUAUUCUUUCCGAACAAUGCACAGACAAGGUUAUAUGAAGAACAAAAAAUGGAAGAUUGCAUUCAGCAUUGCCAGGAAGGCAAAAUAGAAGAUUGCACACAGAAUUGUCAAGAAGGUGAAAUGGAAGAUUGCACACAGAAUUGUCAAGAAGGUGAAAUGGAAGAUUGCACACAGAAUUGCCAGGAAAGUGAAAUGGAAGAUUGCACACAGAAUUGCCAAGAAGGCGAAAUGGAAGAUUUUCCAAGCCCACCACCAGAGGCUGAAUGUGAAGUAUUCAGUACCACUCAAUUCCUCUCCACGUUUACAAAGUAAAGUUUAAUACAACUUGCAUAUUCAAUAUUGUUAAAUGCAAAUAUAAUUAAAGCUUGUCUUCAUUCUCCCUCAUUUGAUUGCAAAUAAAGAGAUCUUGAUGGAAUAAAUAAUGGAAAGGAAUGA